CUUAGCCUCCUCCUAAAACGCGGCAGCGUGUCUGUAUAUGUAUCAUUAAUUAUACUGGUUAUUUACUUCAAAGAAUACACUUACUUAUACGUUAGCGAAGCUACUACAGCACCCGAAUUCGCAUCUUUGCCUGAUCUACAGAAAAUUUUAACAGUGGUGGUUUUUGGAGAUACCAAAAUGAAAAAUGGAUCACUUUCACCAGCAAACCCACCACCAACAGCUAAUCCAGCGGACGUUGAAACAGCUCGACAUGGAUGUACCAAGGAAAAACGCAAGAAAAUUAUCAUAGCAGUGGCGGUAAUUGGAAUAAUAUUAUUAGUAAUCGGAUUGUUUUAUCUAGGAUUUUCAGUUAAAGUAGAAACCUGCACAACCAGUCAAUGCGUACGCACCGCUGCAGAAAUCAGGAAAUACAUCGACACCCGAACAGAUCCAUGUGACGAUUUCUAUCGAUUCUCCUGUGGUAGUUUCUUGCAGAAUACAAAUAUACAAAAUACACAAGGCCAACAGAAGGGCUCACGUUCUGUUGAAGAUAUUACAAAGGAGGAGAUUUUACUACAACUGAAAGACAUGCUACAAGCACCAAUCCGAAGCGAGGAUUCGAAGGCAUUCAACGUGGCCAAAAAGUUUUAUCGUGCAUGCCUGAACGAGACGGCGAUCGCCCGAGAGGGAUUAGAAAAGAUAAAACAAAUUUUUGAGUUGAUCGGCGGUUGGCCCACCCUCAAGGGAUAUAAUUGGAAGGAAGAGACGUUCGAUUGGACGGAAGCGCUACAUAAACUCCGAGAGCUGGGACUCAACUUCGAUGUCUUUUUUCGUAUCACUGUUGACAGGGACCAGGGUGGAGAGAGAGCCACCCGCGGUUCCAGAUACAUUUUGCAGAUUCACGAAAUACCAUACAGCCAGAUGGAGUUCGGUUCCGAAGUCAAAUCCAUGGUCUUCGAAUAUAUGGUUCAAUUGUCAGUUAGAUUCGGAGCUAAUAGGGACACGGCUCAACAGGACGCCAGAGAAGUAUUGAGAUUGUUUCAGGAACUGUCCAGAAUUUCUAAAGAAUCUCGCAUAAAAAAUACGACCAAAGACGAUUACGAAAGACUGGCUCUUUCCGAAUUACAAUAUAAAUAUCCAGAAAUCAAAUGGCACUUUUAUAUAAACGGUCUAUUAAAGCCUGCUGAACAUUUUAACUAUGACGAUGAAAUUAUUGUCGUACAACCUCGAUACGUCGAAAUGAUGGAAGUUUUUUUAGGAGUAACAGCAAAAAGGUCAUUAGCCAAUAUAAUUUGUUGGCACACAUUGCAGUAUUUGAUCAGCUACAUGCCGGUCGAAAUUAUAGAACAAGUUUACGAACUUGUCGAAAGAAUAAAUGGCGAAAUGAUGAACUUCAGAGUUCCACGUUGGAAAACUUGCGUCCAAGAAGCCAAAAUACGUUUAAGUCCCGUCCUUAGUGCGGCUUACAUUCAAAAUUUCUUUCCCGAGGAGAAAAGGUACAAAGUUUUAACCAUGGUACGAGCCAUAAAAAAACAAUUUGAAGAAAAUUUGUUUAGAGUCGAAUGGAUGGAUUACGAAACCAAAGAAAUUACAAGACAGAAACUUCACGCGAGCGGCGAGAAGCUGGCUUCCUACGGAGAUUUGUUGAAUCUUCUAGAGGACAAUAAAAUAUUUGGACAGGUUGUCGUAAAUCAAGCAAAAUUUUUAGAUGCAGUGUUGAAUUUGAAUCUUGUUAAUUUUUAUCUAAUGCAAAGCAAAUUAAGGGAAUAUUAUGAAGAAGAUUCGUUUAAUGAUAUCGACUUUAUUUCUGGAUUGGAAGUAAAAUAUUCUUCGUUUGAUAACAUAUUGACCUUCCCAGUCGGCAUAUUCAGCGGUAUCUAUUACCAGAACGACCGUCCCGAGUAUAUGAACUACGGCAUUCUGGGUUCCAUAAUUGCCCACGAAGUAUCCCAUAUAUUCAUGAGGGCCCAACACGGAGAUUCGCCCCACGGGGAGCUCAGAAGUUGGUGGUCCACUAACAGUCUGGCGAAUUACGAUGAGAAACUACAAUGCCUAUCCAAUCAGUACGGCAAGUUUAGAGUUACCAAAUUAAAUGGCAAACACCUUAGUCAAGAAAGAAUCCAUGAUGAAGAUAUGGCAGAUUUGGCAGGUAUAAAAGUCUCUUACGAUACUUAUAACACUUAUGUACGCCAAAACGGCGCCCAACCACUACUUUCCGGUUUAAAAUACUCUCCCAAUCAACUAUUCUGGAUAUCAGCCGCCAUACGGCACUGUUCCAAAGAUUCGCCGGAAGGACUGGACAGAUACCACGAGAAUUAUCAAAGAUCUCCAAACCAGGUUAGAAUAAAUGGAGCGAUGCAGAAUUUAAAAGAAUUUGCUUUCGAUUUUGGAUGUCGAAAGGACAGCAAGAUGAAUCCUGAGCAUAAAUGCGUUGUUUGGUGAUUGGAAAUGAUAUUUUAAUUUUGUAAUUUUUGUAAUAUAUUUUAGUGG
This is a messenger RNA of Psylliodes chrysocephalus, 2469 nucleotides long. The record is from the annotation of a GenBank genome assembly. Lineage: Eukaryota; Metazoa; Arthropoda; Insecta; Coleoptera; Chrysomelidae.